Messenger RNA from Nematocida major, 2808 nucleotides. RefSeq lists its product as uncharacterized. NCBI's taxonomy places the organism in Eukaryota, Fungi, Microsporidia. Bases 1 to 2808 code for a protein of 935 amino acids. The transcript has a single exon. The record is from RefSeq and is a predicted model, not a curated record.
AUGAGUGUCUUCGAAUACGCCAGCCCCAGGGCUCUUGUGCGGGUUAUUAGCCCAGAAUUCCAGAGGAGCGAGCUCUCUUACUUGAGCAUGCGCUUGCAGGAUGACAUUUCAGAAGACAGGAUUUGCGUGACGUACCUUCCCUUUCUCGCGCAAAGAGAGUUAUUCACAUACGAGCACUGCAGGAGUGUGCCCUUUCAGGACGUCUCCGUGGACGUGGAGAAUCUCGUCAUGGACUUCACGGGGUUGCAGGUCCAAUUCCUGAACGGGGUCGACUUCUGCCACUGGAAGGGCCACAUUCAGUGGCUUCUUCAUCCGCUAAAUAGGACCAGGAAGCACAAAAUAACGGCCACUUCCGGGGAUAUAAACGGGUCUUUCCUCGUAUUCGGAAAGUACUUUACAGUAAAUGCCUGGAAAGACUCGAUCCAAAUCAACAACAAACUCCCGUAUGCUGGGGAUAUGCUGCACUUCUCGGUGGAAAACAUCAGCAAAAGACUCUCUGAGGGCAGCAACCAGAAAAUCACCGCGAAUAUGCACUGCCCCGGGAGGGAGAGUCUGAACAUCCAAUUCUUCCUCCAGGAAAACUGGGAGAAUCCUGCGGUUUCUUCUCUGCUGGAGGAAGUUCACGCUCCAAGCAGUCUUUUCCACGUCUCUCUCUUCGGGAAGUACUUUAGACUCCCCAUUAGCAAGGAAGAGCCUGCGACCUGCAGCGACUAUAAGACCAAUCCCCACUGCUGCUGUGCGUACAUCCAGUACCGGUCGGAUGGAGACACUUUCGAGUGCCCUUUCAGCGAGUCCAUCAGUGCCUCCUUAAAGAAUCGCCUGAAUACGCUUUCCUCCCUUUUCCCGCACAGUUUCCUGCUGAAUAAGUACUGCACUCGAUACCUGGAGGAAUUCCCGAAGAUAUCCGAGAGAAUGCAGAAUUACCACGCCUUCAUCUCCCGGGAGGAAAGCCUCCUGCAGAAAAUACUCACACGCUCGGAGAGGGAGGACCUGAAGAAGUAUGCAACGGAAAGUGAUAUUCUGGCCUUCUCUUCCGGUGUCUUCGGAGUCUCCUGCAGGGAUACCUCAAAAAAUCACGUUAUCCUCCACGGGGGAGUUGAGUCCAGAGUGAGUGAAAUCCGGAAGACUCCAGGAUGGUAUCCCACAAAGACCCCGCGGGUAUUCGUGCUUGUGGGCGAGUCCGUAUACGACGUAUCCUUCAGGUGCUGCACAUCCCUCGACUUCUUUGUGCUGGCUCACGUCGGAGUAUCCCACGUCCUCAAGAACUUUCCAAGCACAAGCCAGAACAUGCAUAGCAUAUACAUGGAGUACAUCAGCAUAUUCACAAUGUGCCUGCACAGUAGCUCCGUAGAGUACAGGAGACUGAGCGAGUUUUCGAAUUAUUUGGAGGUUUCCAGCAGGGAGUCACCUGAAAACAAGCGGGAGACUCUCCCUGUUUACGUAGGCCUGCACGAUAGCAUCGUCCAUAGCAUCGGAAGAAUCGACCAGAUGGAAAACAGAAUUUCUCCACUGGACAUUGAAACCCUCUAUUUUACAACUGUCUUCCUCUUUAUGAUGUACAGCACGGACGUAAACAGCAUAGUCGAGUGCAUUUGCACGAUUCCCGGAGUGAACUCCCUCCACAUUCGGGCAUGCACGAAGAUUCUCUACUCCCUCCAGGAGUAUGCGUAUAUCAUUGGAGAGAAUCCCGCGAAUCCCGAGAGAGAUUCUCCAGAAGAUGCUCGGGCUGAGAAUAUCCCCGGGGGAGUCCAUGGGAACAGUCCGAAUUACGUGGAAAGAGCCGUGAAAUUGCCUCCUGAGAAGAUUCUCCGGGUAUUCCACGAGCUCUCCCUCAUGAAUUCAGUCCCUUCUUACAGGGCGGAGCGGCUUAAGAGGGUGCUUUACAGCAGGAGUAUACUGAAAGUGCCCGAACUGUGGAUAGUUCUCAUGGGGAUAUACGUCGAUGCAGUGGAUACUAACGAGUAUACGCACAUAAACGUCCACAUUCUUCUUCUCAACAGGUACAUAAAGAGACACUCCAGGAUAUUCGGGGGAAGUACUCCCUCCAUAAAGAACAAGGAGGUCCUGGAAGAGUGGGAUAAGUCGUGCAGGGAAGAGCCUGGAGGCGGAGGGCCAAAGCACAUCCCCGCAGUGGUGUACGCCUACGAAGAAGAGACGGGGGCGUAUUCUCUCUGUCUCUACAAGAUCGUGGACCGGAUAUUUUCCUCCCUCGGGGAAAGAGAAAGAGAAAUCGUGCGGGGAGUCUACCGAAAAAGGCAGAGCGUACUCCUCCACAGCCACGUAUUCAUUCUCCUGCAGCUUCUUGCGCUGAAAAUAGAGAAAGCCUCGAGUCUCCGGACGUAUACGAGCACCCUCAACUACAUACUCAACGUAUACAUGCACUAUUAUACGGGGGAAAGUGUCCAAAUUCCCUCCUACAACGAGACACUUUUGGAAAUAAUUUCAGAAAUACAGAAGGUGAAUCUGCAGUUCCUGGGGGAGUACCGCAUGAACAUGGCGAUAUACGGGGAAUCCGAUAGGAUUUGGGCGCUUAGGAAGAAGAGACUUCUCCGAGACGCGAUAUACAACUUCUGCGUGUGCGAAGUGAUACUGAGCAGGCGCAUAAUUAGGAGUAAUUUACCGCUGCAUUCGGAAGAGUGCGACUUUCCAGAGCGAGAGAGAAAGGUGUUCGACCUGCAGCACUAUCUGGAGGAGUGGGUUCUUUCCCGCGUGGAAUUACCAACUUCCCAGAGUACGCCCGACUUCGUGUACAGUAUCCUCGUGCACUACCACCCGGAGAAAUACGCAUACAUUUUCAAGGAAAAAUAA